AUGAUGCCAGCUGUGCAGCUGCUGCUCCUGGCCUGCCUAGCGUGGGGUGUAGGGACCAGGGCAGCCCAGCUCCGGAAGGCCAACGACCAGAGAGGCCGAUGCCAGUAUAUCUUCAGUGUGGCUAGCCCCAAUGAGUCCAGCUGCCCUGAGCCAGGCAAGGCCAUGUCAGCCAUCCAGGACCUCCAGAGAGAUAGCAGCGCCCAGCAUGCAGACUUGGAGGCAGUCAAGGCCCGGCUUAACUCCCUGGAAAGACUGCUCCAGCAGCUGACCAGGGAUCAGCCUGCCCAACCACAGGACAUGGGAGAAGGGAUGCAGAGGGAGCUGGGCACCCUGAGGAGGGAGCGAGACCAGCUGGAAACCCAGACCAGGGAGCUGGAGACGGCCUAUAGCAACCUCCUCCACGACAGGUCUGCUCUAGAGGAAGAGAAGAGGAAACUGAGGGAGGAGAAUGAGGACCUGGCCAGGAGGCUGGAAAGCAGCAGUGAAGAGGUAGCAAGGCUGAGAAGGAGCCAGUGUCCCCAGGCCCGAGACACCUCUCAGGACACACCACGAGACUCCAGGGAAGAUUCUAAAUGGAAUUUGGAGAAAAUGGACUUCCAGGAACUGAAGUCAGAAUUAACCGAGGUUCCUGCUUCCCGAAUCCUGAAGGAAAGUACAUCUGGCCAUCCUAGGAGUAAAGACGGUGACACAGGAUGUGGAGAGCUGGUUUGGGUAGGAGAGCCUAUCACUCUGAGAAGAGCCGAAGCAAUCACUGGCAAAUAUGGAGUGUGGAUGAGAGACCCCAAGCCCACCUCCCCUCACACCCAGGAGACAACAUGGAGAAUCGACACGGUUGGCACAGACAUCCACCAAGUUUUUGAGUAUGACCUCCUCAGCCAAUUUGUGCAGGGCUACCCUACCAAGGUACACAUACUGCCCACACCACUAGAAAGCACGGGUGCUGUGGUAUACGGGGGGAGCCUCUAUUACCAGGGGUCUGGAUCCAGGACUGUAAUCAGGUAUGAGCUGAGCACCGAGACAGUGAAAGCCAAGAAGGACAUCCCUAGAGCGGGCUACCAUGGGCAGUUCCCAUAUUCCUGGGGUGGCUACACAGACAUUGACUUAGCUGUGGAUGAGACAGGUCUCUGGGUCAUCUACAGCACCGAGGCUGCCAAAGGAGCCAUUGUCCUUUCCAAACUGAACCCAGAGAAUCUGGAACUUGGGCAAACCUGGGAGACUAACAUACGUAAACAAUCAGUCGCCAAUGCCUUCAUCAUCUGUGGCACCUUGUACACCGUCAGCAGCUAUUCAUCAGCUGAUACUAUGGUCAACUUUGCUUAUGACACAGGCACAGGCAGCAGCAAGGCCCUGACCAUCCCAUUCAAGAACCACUACAAGUACAGCAGCAUGAUUGAUUACAACCCACUGGAGAAGAAACUCUAUGCCUGGGACAAUUUCAACAUGGUCAUCUAUGAUAUCAGGCUCUCCAAGAUGUGA
Orycteropus afer afer is the source of this 1476-nucleotide messenger RNA. RefSeq names its product myocilin (gene MYOC). NCBI's taxonomy places the organism in Eukaryota, Metazoa, Chordata, Mammalia, Tubulidentata, Orycteropodidae. Gene Ontology annotation, biological process: signal transduction; osteoblast differentiation. The record is from RefSeq and is a predicted model, not a curated record. Gene Ontology annotation, cellular component: Golgi apparatus.